AUGACCGACGUCUCCUCUCCCGCGUCUGGCAACUCGCCUGCCUCACUCGACUCUCUCCCCGACACGCCCCUCUCGCCGACCUCGCCGGUCCAGACCCUCAACCUGCCUUCGUCCGACGCCAACAACGCCAACGCGCCGGCCGCUGCCAACAAGCGCAAGCCCUCCCGCCGCGCCAACACCGCAGAGCGCCGCGCGACCCACAACGCCGUCGAGCGCCAGCGCCGUGAGACUCUCAACGGCCGCUUCCUCGACCUCGCCGCGCUUCUGCCCAACCUUUCCCAGAUCCGCCGUCCCAGCAAGUCGGCGAUCGUAAACUCGUCCAUCGCACACAUCCACUCCAGCCGUCGCCACCGCGCCAUGGCUUCACGUGAGCUCCGCGGCCUCAAGUCCGAGGCCGACGCCCUCCGCCGCGAGCUCAACGAGUGGCGUGACCGCUCCGGUCUCCCUCGUGUCGAGGAGCCCAUCCGCUCCGACGCCUUUGCCCUCGUUCUCUCGGGCGAGUGCGAGAUCCUCCCCGUGAUCCCCGGCAUGGAGGACGAGGAACUCGAGGAUGACGAGGACGGCAUGCACUCGGCUCACCCCGACAGCCAGAACGAGCAGGACGCCAUCCGCGCGUACGCCGCUCAGGCCCAGGCCCAGGCCGUCGCCCUCCAGCGCGCCCAGCUCUCGCGCCAGGGCCCGCUCAUCUCCUCGCACCAGGGUGUCGCCUUCGACAACCCGGCUCUUCCCCAGCAGUCUCUCUACGAGCCCAUCCCGCCUCAGUACCAGCAGCAGCAGCAGCUCCAGCAGCAGUACAACCUCUUCGACGACAAGCACGCCUGGUCCGCCCAGCUCGUCGCUGCCCAGCAGCAGAUGCAGCUCCAGGCGCAGGCACAGGCGCAAGGCUACACUACCCCGCCCGGCUCGGCCCACGGCUACACGCCCCCGAGCUCCGGCUACGGCACCCCGCCCGGCGGCUACUUCGCCGGCGGUCGCAUCGGUGGCGGCCUCGUCCGCGGCUCGCCCGUCGACGAGCUCUACAGCGACUCGUCGUCCGUCGGCAGCGGCCGCAACCGCUCCAGCUCCUUCGGCGCGGGCGCCCAGCCCUUCGACAUGCCGCACGACCCCACCUUCAGGAAGCGCAUUUCCGUGGGCGCCGGCUACCCGGGCUUCCCGCUGAUGGCCUGA
Peniophora sp. CBMAI 1063 is the source of this 1167-nucleotide messenger RNA. The record is from the annotation of a GenBank genome assembly. Lineage: Eukaryota; Fungi; Basidiomycota; Agaricomycetes; Russulales; Peniophoraceae.